Clonostachys solani is the source of this 654-nucleotide messenger RNA. NCBI's taxonomy places the organism in Eukaryota, Fungi, Ascomycota, Sordariomycetes, Hypocreales, Bionectriaceae. The record is from the annotation of a GenBank genome assembly.
AUGUCGCAUCGAAGCCGUGGCUGCUUGCGAUGCCGCCAGCGUAGGUGCGACCAGGGCCGCCCUUCAUGUCAAAGAUGCGUCACACGAAGCGAGCCCUGUGUGGGCUACAGAGAUGAGCUUGAUCUUUGUUUUCAAGACCAGACUCAACAAACUGUUCAAAAGAUUGGUUUGGUAUCUCAGCAAUUCAACGAGAAGACUUGUCCGAUUCCAUCGCGGAAUCAUCGUGCCCGGAGCAGGUCUCUCGAUAGGAUCAAGGCUCGUCCAGUACAACAUCACACAGCCCUGGCUUCACCGCAGCUUUAUGGCGGUGGUCAUAAUGAAGAGCUGAAAGACGAAGCCGUUUCUACCUUUCUCGACAACUAUGUACUCUAUCCGUGCAAUGAAUCCUCAUCUCCUGGAUUCCUUGAGCACUUACCAGGCCUCUUCAAGGAAGUCAAUGUCAGUGGUCGGCUUGCCUUGCGAUGGGCUGUGGAGGCCGCUUCGCUGGCAGAUCAUUCUUGCAGGAAGAAUGACGCGGAUUCAGCGCGCAAGGCUCUUCAACAAUACAGCCAGAGCCUAAAUGCACUGGGCAAGUCUCUGUCCAAGAAUGGCAAAGAACCAGACGACUAUGAUUUGAUGACGGUCGUGGUUCUUGACAUAUUUGAGGCAAGUUGA